CAAUGUAUCCAGGCGCAACCAAUGACAUCAGCCAGCCUGUUAUUGAGUGUAGGGGAGUCUGUAUGUCCUAUAGAAAGCUGAAUGUGCUCAAUAACCUUAACCUCACUCUGUCACAGGGGAAGAUAUACGGACUGUUGGGUCCCAGUGGCUGUGGGAAAACAACAUUUUUGCGUUGUGCUUUGGGAAGAUUAUGCAUCUCAAAGGGAACAAUUACAGUCCUGGGAAAACCUCCAGCAUUCCCAGGACAUGAGGUACCAGGCAGGAUGGUGGGAUACAUGCCUCAGGAAUUAGCGUUAUACAAUGAGUUCAGCAUUACAGACACAUUUUGGUUCUUUGGGCGAAUACAUGGCCUGAACAGCAAAGACAUCGAAAGUCGUCUCUCAUUCCUUGUUAAGUUUCUCAAUCUUCCUGACAAGAAUCAACUUGUCAAACAUCUCAGUGACGGUCAGAAACGGCGAGUAUCGUUGGCAGUUGCUCUACUCCAUAAACCCCAGCUCCUCUUACUGGAUGAACCAACUGUUGGAGUGGAUCCCAUAUUACGAGCCAGGAUAUGGCAACAUCUGGCCGAUGUGGUAAAAGAUCAAAAAGUAUCAGUGAUCAUAACAACUCAUUACAUAGAAGAAGCAAGCCAAGCCAACAUGGUUGGAUUAAUGAGGGAUGGUCAUCUCCUUGCAGAAGCUCCACCUGACGAGUUAAUGAGGCUCCAUGAUGUAUCUACCUUGGAGAAAGUGUUUCUAAAUCUGUGUAAUGCUUCUGAUCAGUCGUCUGCAAAACCCAUCUCUGCUGUUGGUGAAAAGACGAACCUAAACCCUGGAGAGAACAAUGAGCAAAUUCCAAUUCAAAUUCAUGAAGAUGUUUACAAUAAACCCAAACUCCGAGUGGACAGGAAUUUGUUGUUGAAAAGCAUGGUCCCUCGAUGGAGGAAUAUCAUGGCUUUAGUGAUUAAAACAUUCAUUAGAAUCAGGAGGAUGCCUGGGUUUCUUGUUUUCCAGUUCUUACUGCCAGUGAUUCAGAUCUCACUCGUAUGCCUUUGCAUUGGAGGCAUUCCAGAGAAUUUGCCUGUUGCCGUGGUGAACAAUGACACAGGACAACCAGCCAUGAGCCAGAUCUUUUUGUCACAUUUUGACAACACAAUUACCCAGAUUCACUUAAACCAGUUUGAUGCCAUUAAGGGAGUAUUAGAUGGUAAAUAUUGGGGUGUAAUAGGCUUUGCAGCAAACUUCUCACAAGAUUUCCUUUCAAGGAUAUAUGAGAAGAUAGUGAAGCAAAGCGUAGUUGAUGGGGGUUCAAUCCAUGUCUGGCUCGAUAUGACGAACCCAGAAAUUUCAAUCACCGUCCAACUCAAGCUACAAGAAGCAUUCGAGGAUUUUGUUAAGGAUGUCCUGGGAACGUUUUCAUACUUAGCUUCUGUUCCAAUAAAGAUUGAAGAGCCAAUUCAUGGGGAUAAACAUCUCAAUUUUACAACAUUCAUUACUCCUGGGAUAAUUCUAAGCAUCGCUUUCUUCCUGGCUGUUGGUUUGACUGCUCUCUCCUUUGUAAUAGAACGGAGAGAAGGUUUACUGGACAGAAGCUGGGUAGCAGGUGUUAGUUCCCUGGAGAUAAUAUUAGCUCAUGUCUUCUCCCACCUGCUGACUAUGAUUAUUCAGACAACAUUGUUACUCAUCUUUACAUUCCUUGUUUUCAAGAUUCCCAAUGAAGGGAACUUGUUCCUGAUAGUAAUUCUUAUCGUAAUGCAAGGCAUCACUGGAAUGUCCCUGGGCCUCGUUAUCUCAGCUGCAUUUGAUGAUGAGCAGUCAGCAGUCCAGGUUGCAUUGGGUAUCUUCUAUCCAGACAUUGUUCUGAGUGGAAUCAUCUGGCCAAUUGAAAGUACCCCUUACGCCCUGAGGUGUUUUAGUUUAAUCUUGCCACAGACGUAUGCAGCUGAAGCACUCCGGGGUAUACUUUACCGAGGAUGGGGUUUCACUCACUGGCCGGUGUGGAGUGGAUUUCUAAUUACCCUGGCUUGGAAUGUAUUUUUCCUUUUAUUGGCAACAAUAAUUACGAAAAUAAGAAAAUAGCAACAGAACAACAGGAAGGAGUGAUUUACCACGUCUGCAUUUUGGAGUGGAUCAGCUGCCAAGCAACUGAACCAUCCAGGGGCUGAGGGGGUCGUCUCAGAGAAUGGCCAUUAAGUUGAAUUUUGGCUAGAUUCCAAAUGUGAAAAUUCAUGAUUAUUCUGCUGCUUUUACCAUUUUCACAUGAUUUUGUUUUUAUGAAAUGCUCCGAUGGAAACUAUUUUUAAUUAACAUGAGUGUUGCUGUUCUAACAACGUACAUCUGUGGAAUACAUCUGAUUGCCUCGUCUUAUACUUGCUGAACUGAUUUUUCCUGAUAGCAUGUUCUGGUCAGCAAGAUUCCUCUUCCUUCAAUCAGGCGCUUCCUUUCCUAAAGAAAUCCAGGCAGGUUUAUGCCUGGACAUUGUGCUCUAGCUAUUAAAGACUCCAGUUUAAACUCCAUAGCUCUUGCAAGAAAAGCAACAAAAACACUGUGGCCUUUUAAAUAAUGAAACAUCACACCACUUUCACCCACUAGGUUGUAGUUAUGAGCCUCGGGGUUAUUCUAAAAGUUGGAAUGUUUCUGGUUGGAGAUGGUCACUUCAAUGAGGGGACGAAGUGUAACGUAUCCAAAUUUGCUGGCGAUACAAAGUUAGGUGGAAUUAAACUAUGAGAAGGACACAAAGAGGCUGCAAAAGAAUUUGGGCAGGUUAAAUGAGAGGGAAAGAACAUGGCAGAUGGAAUAUAACAUGGUGAAAUGUGUAGUUAUCCACUUUGGUAGAAAAAAUAGAAAAGCAGAAUAUUGUCAAUGGUGAGAGACUGAGAAAAGUUUGAAUUCAGAGAGGCCUAGACGUCCUUGUACCUAAAUCAGAGAAAGUUAACAAGCAGGUCCAGCAAACAAUUAGGAAAGCAAAUUCAAUGCUAGACUUUAUUAUAAAGCAAUCGGAUAUCUUACUGCAAUUACAUAGAGCCCUGGUGAGACCACACCUAGCGUACUCAGUACACUUUUGGUCUCCUUACCUAAGGAAAGAUGUAUUUGUCCUCAAUGGAGUGCAAUGAAGAUUCACUUUGAAGGGGUUGCCCUAUGAGGAGAAAUUGAGUAGAUUGGGUUUACAUUCCCUAGAAUUCAGAAGAAUGGGGUAAUCUCAUUGAAACAUAUCAUAUUCUGAAAGGGCGUGACAGGCUAUUUCCUGAGAAAGGCUGGGGAAUCUAGAACAUUGGGUCACAGUCUCAGGAUAAGCGGGUUGGCAAUUCCAAACUGAGAUGAGAAAUUUCUUCAUUCAAAGGGUUGUAAAUCUUUGGAAUUCUCUACCCCAAAAGCCUAUGGAGCUCAGUAAUUGAGUAUAUUCAGUAUAGAGGUUGAUAGAUUUUUGGGUACUGAAAGAAUUAAGGGAACUGGUAUAAUGCCUACAUGCCUAUGCAAACUCCAUGACACAUUGAGUUCUAAAGCAAAAUGGCACAGCCUAUUAAAUCUACUGAUUGACACAUCAGCCUGAUGCACAUUAUUAUGCUAAUGUAAGACUAGAGCAAUAUAAAGAGUUGUAAUGGGGGAGGUUACAUGUACACUGAGGUGGAGUUCACUGUUAUACUGGGACAACCACACCUCACUAUUCAACUAUCUCAUCUGAGGGUCUCACUUCACUCUGAUGUAAACAGAAGCUCCCAUUUCCUUUGACAUAAUCAGAGGAUCUUCCAAAAAGUUUGUCAUGAAACAAUUCUGAAACAAAUGAUUUCACUGCCAGUUUUGGGUAUGUCUGCAAAAAUUAAUGGUGCAAUAACAUCUUCCUGUUGCUAAGAUAGCUGCCUAGUAAGACAGACUAUGUUGCUAAGUAAAUAGUAAAUAAUGUUAUAACAGCAUGCCUUUUGGAUAGCUUUUGACUCAGUGAAAUUUUAGGAAAGUUUUACAGUCUACUGUCUCUAUUCAGAUAACAGAGUGGAAUGUGUUAAUUCAGCCUUUUCCAGACUGUAGUGCCCAGGAUAAAUUAUAGUUUAGUUCUGACCAUUUGGUCUGAAUUCUGCUGUUCCAUGGAAUGCCUUGAGGCAGUGAGAUUUUAUUCAGGGAACAGCAGACACUGACAUCAAAAGGUGCAGCUGAAACUGUACGGCCUGGUGACUAUUGUCAAGUUAUUGAGUGUUAAUGACGGCUCCAGGCUCUCCUCACCUUGUUAAUUGAAUGAGGCAGUAGCUUGCAAAGUGCAAAUGGGAAGAAAAGAAAACUUUAUUGGUGUCCUUUUCUGAAAUAUGAGUGACCAGGAAUUCAAAGUCCAUUUUUAAUCAUUAUUUAGACCGCCGUCACAUCCCAAGUUUUGUGCAUGUCAUCUACGCAAAAAAGACAAUUUGUCAAAACCAAGCUGCAACUGUAAUUCAAAAAGCUUUGAAUUAUAUUCAUGCCAACAUGCCUGACAAACUGGAAGUGAUUUGAAAAUUGCCUCGCUUUUUUAUAUAAAUGUUAAAUUCCAGUGAUGAAAAUCCACUCAUGCAGCUUCAUUCAA
Molecule: messenger RNA, 4524 nt
Organism: Carcharodon carcharias (great white shark)
Lineage: Eukaryota; Metazoa; Chordata; Chondrichthyes; Lamniformes; Lamnidae
Gene: abch1
Product: ATP-binding cassette, sub-family H, member 1
Exons: 19
Coding region: 3-2057 (684 amino acids)
Biological process (GO): transmembrane transport
Cellular component (GO): plasma membrane; ATP-binding cassette (ABC) transporter complex
Molecular function (GO): ATP binding; ABC-type transporter activity; ATP hydrolysis activity
Source: RefSeq, a predicted model, not a curated record